UUUAAUGUGAUCAUGGGAAUUGGCAUGAUCUUCUCUGUUUACAGACUUUCUCUGAUAAGUGGAAACCCCUUUUGGGCAGCAGUGGCUCAUAUCAUUACAGGAAUCAUGACCCUUUCAGCUUACUCUAAGAAAUCCAUUUGUUGGGUGAGAGGUUCUCUUGCUACGAACGUCAUAAGUGCUCUCAUGAGUGGUGUUGGCAUCAUUCUUGCCUGCCUGGAUCUAGUAGAAUUGUCAUCUCUGAGGUGCAGAGAACAUAGCUACUACUACUGCUCAGAAAAUGUUGGUGGCAUUGUCGUGCAUGCUAUGCUUCUAGUCAACAACCUGCUAAUCCUCUGUGUGUCCCUAUCUCUUGGUGUUUUUGGGUGCCUCUCCCUAGGCGAUGUUCCAAGUAUUCAACAGGUGUUCCUGUUACACAAUGGAGACAUAGUUCCAGUUUCAGCCACAGCUCACCACCUCUGACACAAUAUUCGAUUCCUUACUUCGUCCAAGGAGAUGUCAAGAAUCAGCCAACAAAUCA
Messenger RNA from Rana temporaria (common frog), 517 nucleotides. RefSeq names its product membrane-spanning 4-domains subfamily A member 4A-like. The transcript is spliced from 5 exons. Gene Ontology annotation, cellular component: membrane. Lineage: Eukaryota; Metazoa; Chordata; Amphibia; Anura; Ranidae. The record is from RefSeq and is a predicted model, not a curated record. The coding region runs from base 13 to 459 and encodes 148 amino acids.